AUGCACAUGCUCGCAGAAUGUGAGAGAAUCCUCGGUGAUGGUCUUCUACGAUUGCCUUCCCAGCACAACUAUCGCUAUGGCCCGAAGGCGGAACGGGACCUGCUAGAGCUUCUCUUCCGGUCGCUCGUGGGGCACAACGACGAGCUCGUAGCUCAUCUAUUCCCGGAUGGCACACCGAAGGGCUCAUGGAAACUGGCCGAAGCUCAAGGUGCUCGUGAAGGAGCCGAGUAUAGCGAGGCGGCGCGAGGCAAGAGAUGCGGUCACAUUUUCCGAGCGGGAGAGGCGACUUAUCGCUGCGUAACUUGUGCUGCUGAUGAUACUUGCGUGCUGUGCAGCCGAUGCUUCGACUCAUCAGAUCAUACGGGCCAUCAGUAUCAGAUUUCGCUCUCGUCGGGUAACUGUGGCUGCUGUGACUGCGGUGACGAUGAAGCCUGGCGGCUGCCGCUUUUCUGCGCGAUACAUACCGAUAGUGGAAAUGUAAAGGGCAAAGAGCGGGCAGAGCGAGAGCUGCCUCAAGAGUUGGUGGCUACAAUUCGAUUGACUAUCUCCCGUGUCCUGGACUACUUCUGUGAUGUCAUCUCUUGCUCGCCCGAGAAUCUGCGUCUGGCGAAGACUAUGGAAGGUAUCAAGCAAGACGAAGAGGCUUCUCGAUUGCGCCCAGGCUGGUAUGGCGCGGGUGACGAGGAGGAAGAAGAACCCGAGUUCGCUCUGAUGCUUUGGAACGACGAGAAGCAUACUAUUCGAGACGUGGCUCAUCAGGUCACCCGUGCCUGUCGCGAGCGAGACAGCUUCGGUGUUGCCCGCGCUCAUGAAACCAACGACAUUGGUCGUAGUGUGAUCAAGUACUCGAAGGAUCUGCAACGGCUGCUGGCAGUGUCCAAGAUCAUUGAGGAGAUCAAGGUGACAGUCUCUGUUCGGUCUGCGCGCGACACUUUCCGGGAGCAAAUGUGCGGUGCGAUCGUUGAAUGGCUGGCAGAUAUUGCUGGCUGUAGUAUUAUGGAUGACAACGAGAUUUUCCGCCAGAUUAUUUGCGAAGAGUUGCUCACCCCAUGGCGCAAGGGGAGUGGCGCUUACAACGCAGAUAUCGGUAUGAAGGGUAUCGAUGACCACCAGGGGACGGAGAACCAACUCCCCGGUCGCACUGUGAUGCUCACUCUCCCUCCUCAUGGCCAGAUAGUGCUUGCGACCACCGACGAAGACGAGGACGAAGAAGGAGAUGAUGGCAAUGAGCAAGAUGAAGAUGAAGACUACGUCGAAGCUCACGAUGAUGCGGACGAUGAAGACGAUGAUAUGGAUAUGGAACUCGCCCGCCUACAAGCUGAAGCAGAUGGAGACGAUGAUGAGGAAAUGGAUAUGGGCAAUGAAGAAGAACUUGCUUUGGCCGAACAAAUCCUGGCAGGGCUGACUCGCGCACAGCUGGCUCCUCGCCCAGCUCCGCAGCCCGUCCCAGAGGAGCCUGCUCAGCAGGAUGAAGCCGCUGCUUCCAACGAGGCCGAGAGCCAGCCAUCCGCUUCCGACAGCUAUGUCUCUAUUCCAAAGACCCCUUCGGGUGUGAUUAGGCCUCCUCCCGCAAGAACUGAAGGUCACUGGCAAGUACGACCUCCCAUGCCGGCUGUCGGUGAGAAGGUUGCGCCUUAUGAAGAUCUCUGGCAACGCACUCGUCUUGACUGGCUGGUUCUCUUUGACCUGCGGUUGUGGAAGAAAACUCGCACGGAUCUGCGGGAUCUCUACAUCAGCACCGUGGUCAAUGUGCCUCAAUUCAAGCGUAUCAUGGGUCUACGACUGUCUGCAUUGUAUACGGCUCUGGCGCAGCUAUAUCUCAUUGCAGACCGAGAACCAGACCACUCUAUCGUUAACCUUUCCCUUCAACUCCUCACAACGCCUUCCAUCACCGAGGAGAUUGUUCUUCGCGGCAAUUUCCUCACCAAGGUCAUGGCGAUUCUCUACACUUUCCUGACGACAAGACAGGUAGGCGAGCCCCAAGCUGUUAACCCGAAUGCCACGUUGGCUUUCGAUGCCGGCUCCGUCACGAACCGGCGGCUGUACCAUUUCUUCCUUGAUCUGCGGUACCUUCUUCAAUCCGAGUAUGUCCAACAUCGUGUGCGGACCGAGGAACAGUAUUUGCCUCAGUUCCUGGAUCUGGUCAAGCUUUCGCAGGGCAUUUGCCCCAACGUACGCGCCGUUGGCGAGCACGUCGAAUAUGAGACAGACGCUUGGAUCAGUGCCUCUAUCUUGAUGCGAGAAAUCAACCGCCUUUGUCGACAAUUCUGCGAAUCCUUCCGUAACCCGGAGAUUGAUAAUGGUCAGAACCUGUUGCGAGCUAUCAAGACGACCACUAUGACCGCAAUCAUCCACUCGGCAGGUGUUGAGCGGAAGCGUUUCGAUCAAGCAGAGAUUAAGGAGGAGGUCAAGUUCAAGACUUUGCCUCCGUUCGAUUUCGAGAUGGGGACAUCUGGUCAAGUUCCUUGCCACCGCGUGGUCGAAUUUGCGGUGGAGAAGGGUUCAAUCAGUUUCCACCAUGCUAUUCACUAUACCCUGUCAUGGUUGAUUGAGUGCGGUCGUGGGGUGAGCAGCGAGGUCAUGCGAAGUGUUCUCUUUGAAGCUGCCCAGAAUGCUAGGGCAGAGCUCCACGCUGCCAAGGUUGCUGGCAAACAAGUCGACGAUAAUCUUCUCGCGCUUGGCCCGGAGGAUCUUCUUCUCACCAUGUUCGACUACCCUCUAAGAGUCUGUGCCUGGCUUGCCCAGAUGAAGGCUGCCAUGUGGGUUCGCAAUGGUCUGAGCCUUCGCCAUCAGGCGUCGCAAUACCGUGGUGUCUCUUCUCGGGACUUUGCCUACUACCGUGACAUCUUCCUGUUGCAGACGGCAAUGGUGACUUGUGAUCCCAGCAGGGUCCUCGCAUCUAUCGCUCACCGUUUCGGCAUGGUUGAUUGGAUGUCUCGGAACUACAUGCCUCGUAAUGGUUUCGAGGAUACUCAGAUUGUCGACGUCGCCGAGGAAUUCGUCCACUUGCUCGUCAUCUUGCUGACCGAUCGCACCUCUUUGACGGCUAUCGAUGACAGCACCCACCUGACCAAGGAGAACAUCAGCCGUGAUAUUGCCCACGUCCUAUGCUUCAAGCCCCUGUCUUUCUCCGAUCUGUCUACCCGUCUAAGUGACAAGUUGCUGGAUUCUGAUAUGUUCCAAGACGUUCUUGAGGAAGUCGCCAACUUCCGCCCUCCAGAGGGUCUGAGCGACUCCGGAACGUUCGAGUUGAAGUCGGAGUAUUUCGAUCUUGUGGACCCGUACAGCGCGCACUACACCAAGAACCAGCGAGAUGAAGCGGAGAACAUUUACAAGGAAUGGAUGGCUAAGAAGACCGGCAAAAAGGCAUCUGACAUUGUGUAUGAGCCGAAGCUUCGACCCAUCAGUUCGGGUGUAUUCUCUGAUCUGCCACGCUUCACGGGCACUAUGCUCUUCGCACAGCUUGUUCACCAGUGCCUUGAGUAUGUCGUUUCAUUCAAGGAAUGCACCCCCGCCAUCCCACCAACUCGCGUGGAGACCUUCCUUCAGGUCAUUUUGCACCUUGUGCUCGCUGCAGUGCUGGAGGACAACUCUGAAGAUGGCAGCAUGGAGACGGAACAAAGCCAGUCAUUCAACUUGCAUGCCUUGUCCAAGGCUCGAGAGAUCAAAGCGGGUAACCUGACCAUUGUCGGUCUACUGGAAAGAAUCUCGGUGACCAACGAAUUCUCUGCAUGCGGUCCUAAGAUUCGUCACAUUCUGAAGCGCCUGUGGCAGAAGCGCCCUCGGACUUAUACUUCAGCCACUGCGUCUCUCAGGUUCCCCUUCGAUCGCAUCGACACGAACUCGCCCGCCAUUGACCUUGAUAACGAAAAGGAAAUCAAGAAGAAGCAGGCCCUGGAGAGGCAAGCUAGAGUUAUGGCCCAGUUCCAGCAACAACAGCAGCAAUUCCUGAACACCCAAGGAGACAUUGACUGGGGCGAAGAAGACUUCAGUGAUUCGGAGCCAGAGGCUCAUACUCCCCACGAGGCUAAGGUUUGGAAGUAUCCUAGCGGGACGUGUAUCUUCUGCCAGGAUGAGACCAGUGAUUCAAGGCUUUACGGUACUUUCGCCUUGAUUCAAGAUAGCACAAUUUUGCGACAGACCGACAUCAGAGACCCCGACAGGAUUCGUGAGGCGCUCAGGACCCCGACGAGCUUGGAUAGAUCUGCUGAUGAGAUCCGACCCUUUGGAGUCUCUGGAGAAAACAGGACGACUAUUCGUCGGCUGGAUUCCUCUGGUGGUGAAGUCAUCAGCGAAAAGGUCGGUCUUAGCAAGGGUUUUAGCCCGAAGAGCACUUUACGUGGACCUGUGACGACCGGCUGUGGCCACAUCAUGCAUUACUCAUGCUUUGAUGUUUACUAUACCGGAACUCAAAGACGGCAUAGCCAACAGAUUGCCCGUCACCAUCCCGAGAAUAUCACGCUUAAGGAAUUUGUCUGCCCUCUUUGCAAAGCACUCGGCAAUGCAUUCCUGCCCAUCACUUGGAAGGGCAAGGAAGUGUCAUAUCCCGGCGCUUUGAAUGCUGCCCUGCCGUUUGAUGAGUGGAUCAGUUCAGGACUCAAGAGCGCCCUGAAUCAGUCGCAGAACUUCCCCGCUCUAAUGAUUGAGAAGGACAAGGCGUACCAACAGCCAUACUCUGACUUGUUCGUCGACUACCUAUCCAAGACCCUGACACCCCCACUCGCUUCCAGAGUCGGUCAGCUCAUGACCUCCUCGCUACCAUCCACUGCGGCAUCUCACCCCAUGACAUCUGCUCCGCGACUGGCUAUGCCGGGUCUUUUCCCUACAGCCAGUGAAGACUUGGCACCAACGAGCCCACUGCAGCAGGUUUCGACGCCUUCAGAUAGCCCCAUGUCGGAGCUUCUGCAGAUCUACAAGCGGCUCAAGAAGACCAUCAAGAUGAAUCACAUCAGCUCCAUCUUCAACAACAGUCCCGAAACCAUGGUCAGUGAUGACCUGGUGCACACGGACUCCUUGAUCCGAAGCUUUGGUUUCAGUAUCUCGUCUGUGGAGAUUGCCCAGCGUGGCGUUGAGUCAGAGCCCGGAUCGACUCUCCUGGACAAGAUUCCUCCCUUGACCUUGACGCAUCUCCGCAUCCUGGCUGAGACGGCUUUGACUUACGCAGCCGUGGGAUGUGUCCACUCAAGCAACAGCCCGAAGAGCCGACCCACCCAUGAGUUCCAAGAAAUGCAUCGGCAGAAGCUCUGCCAACUUCUUGUCGGACAUCCUUGCUUGAGCGGAACGCCUCUGUUGAACGAUGUCAGGAACAUCGAGCCGCUACUUGCUAUGGAUACAUUUGUGUUCUUGGCGGAGUGCUCGCUCUCGUUGCUGCCCGUUCUCCGCAUUGAUGUGCGCCAUCUCGUCCAGAUGUGCUACGUGGCUGAAAUCGUUAAAGUCGCUGUUACCUUCAUCCUCUGGCCUUUGGGUCUGAAGGAGGAGCUUGCUCACCAGGGAGAAAAAGAUCUCGCCGACUCUGAUGUUUCUGACGAUCGGCAUGGUGUGACAAGACACUUCUUCGAUUCCAUCGUUGCGGAACUCAAGGCCAACUCUGUUGGUCGUGCCGAAGGCUCCUCAUUCCCGGCUGAGAGUGGCUACGUCAAGGAUGGAGAGGAGUCAGCUACUUCGAGCAUUAUCAUCGCCCUGCGCCGCCUUGUCUCUAGCUAUGCCCUGACAUUCCUGCGUAAGGCUGUGAUUCUUCUCCAUGUGCAACAUGGUGUUGAGUUCCCCAACACUGGCUUUACUGAUAUCGGCGCGUCGGAACUUGACCGACUGACCAAGACUCUCCACCUGCCUACGCUCGACGAGAUUUUCAUGUCUGUCAGCCCUGCUCGGAAGAGCAACAACCCCUUCGAUGCUGUUAUCUCUGGCUGGAUCUUCCACUGGAACGCUUCGCGCUCGGGCAUCCGCUUCGAAGACCACCGUCUGUGGCCUAGCCUCCCACACCCGGCUAUCUUCGAGCUCGUCGGUCUUCCCAAAUACUUCGACAGCUUGAUUGAGGAAGCUAAUAGACGCCGCUGCCCGAACUCCAAGAAGGAGCUCAGCGACCCGAGCAUUUGUCUCUUCUGUGGUGACAUCUUCUGCUCGCAGGCAGUGUGUUGUAUGCACAACAAGCUGGGCGGCUGCAACCAGCAUCUGCAAAAAUGUGGCAAGAACAUCGGCCUCUUCAUCAACAUCCGCAAGUGCACCGUGCUCUACCUGCACAACCACAACGGCUCAUGGCACUAUGCCCCUUACCUCGAUCGCCACGGCGAAGUUGACCCCGGCCUCCGCCGCAAUCGCCAACUUAUCCUUAACCAAAAGCGGUACGACCGACUCCUGCGCGACGUAUGGCUGUCACACUCGAUCCCUGCCACGAUCAGCCGCAAGCUGGAAUCGGAGAUGAACAAUGGCGGAUGGGAAACGAUUUAA
This is a messenger RNA of Penicillium cataractarum, 6447 nucleotides long. RefSeq names its product putative ubiquitin-protein ligase E3 component (UBR1). Gene Ontology annotation, molecular function: zinc ion binding; ubiquitin protein ligase activity. Gene Ontology annotation, biological process: protein ubiquitination; ubiquitin-dependent protein catabolic process via the N-end rule pathway. The record is from RefSeq and is a predicted model, not a curated record. NCBI's taxonomy places the organism in Eukaryota, Fungi, Ascomycota, Eurotiomycetes, Eurotiales, Aspergillaceae. Gene Ontology annotation, cellular component: cytoplasm; ubiquitin ligase complex. Bases 1 to 6447 code for a protein of 2148 amino acids. The transcript is spliced from 2 exons.